Passer domesticus (house sparrow) is the source of this 4842-nucleotide messenger RNA. It is a transcript of the gene HSD17B3, whose product is annotated as hydroxysteroid 17-beta dehydrogenase 3. The record is from RefSeq and is a predicted model, not a curated record. The transcript is spliced from 9 exons. Gene Ontology annotation, molecular function: testosterone dehydrogenase (NADP+) activity. Gene Ontology annotation, biological process: steroid biosynthetic process. Lineage: Eukaryota; Metazoa; Chordata; Aves; Passeriformes; Passeridae. Gene Ontology annotation, cellular component: endoplasmic reticulum.
AUUAACUCCUUUAGUAUACUUCAAGUAGAUUAUUUAGCUCAUUCUGUACCAUAGUGAAGUGAUUUAUUUAAUUUCUUGUUCACAGAAUGUUUUUGAAGUCCUUCAGACUUAGAUUUCUCACCUGAAAUACAGACCUGGUAAUCAUAGUCUUUAUGACAGUGUUACUCAGAAUAAUUUAAAAAAUAAAUCUAGGAAUAACAAAAAUAGGUACUAUAUGAAAUACUUGCAAUUGCUUACAUACUUUCUCAAUGAAACUCAGCUUCAGUCCCUUUCUGUUUUCCUCUAUAUCUGAGAUACUGUUUAUUUCUGUAAAUUUGCUGAUUAAAAUUCUGUCAAUAUGGGCUUGACCAUAUUAGAAUUUGGGAAAUUGCAUGGCUGUUUCAUCCAGAAUGUCAAUAAUUGUGUCUUUCAGUUAAUAAGAUGGAAACUUAAAACUUAUUUUUUAGGAUACAGCUGCUUACUUUUCUACAGAUUUCAUAUUAAUGAACUUAAGGUUUUAAAUAUGACAUUCAUAGCAUUACAGGUGUCAGGGUAUAUUUACAAGGAAGCAUAAAAAGAAAAAUCAUUGCUGGACUAGAAAAAAAAAAAUAUUGUCCUGUGCAUUGAUUUGUUCAUGCUCUAAAUUUUGUGGGGAUUUUUUAGCAGUGACUUUGCUGUAAUUAAGUGAGAAAAUGUGGUCACCCAAGGGACUUUCUACCCAUUCACUGUGUAAAUUUCUUGCAGUGAUUCCUGUGGAAGUCAGAGAGGCAAAGAAACACUUACCUCAAAAAAAAAACAAAAACAAAAACAAAAACAACCAUUUAGACUGAAUAAUUCUUCACAUUCUUAAGGAUUUAUUAAUUUUCUUCUCACUAUCUUGGCCUAAUGUACUUAUGUUUGGCCCAUGAUGCUCUGUAAACCUGAGACUUAUUACCAACCACAGAAAAUGGAAACAGAACAUGGAAGUGCAGAAUAGAAGACUGACAGCUGUGAAAGAUUGUGUUUUGAUUCCAUCAUCAAAUAAACGGGAUUCUUUUAAAUUUUGGGACAUUAAUUUAAAAUAGGUAUUCAGCAUUAUUUUUUACAUGUAGAAAACAGUGAUACCUCUUCAAACUUAAAUUAUUCCUUGAACAGAGUGAUUUUUUUGGGUUAUUCGUGAUUGAUUGUAAAUACUUCUGUAAAUAUUCAAACCUUUUUUAUUUGUUUGGCCUGGCUUACUUAUGAGGUGAACACUGAGAGGAAAAUUAAGACAGCUUUAGUGUGAGGAAGCUGGGUUGUUGUUAAGGUAAGACAGUAAUGAUUUUUAUCUUCUUGUUACAGAUAAUCUAGUGCUACCUUCCAUGUGAUUCAGACGUUCUCUUGUAAAGCAUCUGCACAAGUGUAGGUUUCUGUCUGAAGGUGUCAGUAAUGUAACAUGAUAAAUCUUUUUUCUGGUUUCAGUGUGAAUUUGUCCUAGAAUUGUCUGGACCACAAUUUAACUCCUCACUGUAAGAAGUAGUGUUGAUCUCUGUUUGGGGUAUUCUUUUUCAAAGGUUUGGUUUAGAUCCAUCUCCAGUCUCUAUGAAUGGUAAACAAUGAUGAUAAAAUUAGUUUUUUGGGUUUGUAUAGUUUCCAGAAAAGGAGUGAAACCUUUCCCCUGAGGCCAACAUCAGAAAUCAUUGUUUAGUUUGGAUUUUCUCAAUAGUUUACAAAUGUGGGUGUAAUGUAGUGAUGUUAUCCUAAUCUAAAUCCUGGACUUUUCCUGGAAAAUGAAAUCAUGUGACUUGAUUCAUCCUCUCACUUCUCUGCCAAGGCUCAGAGAUGAACAGUGUGCUGGAAAGAAACAUUUUCCAUGCAGAGAGUGUCUGAUUCAUACAAGCUCACUACCUUCUCUCACCAUGGAAGUGUUCCAGUAUCAGCUACUCAGUCUUGUUGGGGGUCUGAUCUGUUUCUGUACUCUGAUAAAAUGCAUCAGAUUUAUGAGAGACCUUUUUCCAUAUAUCUGAAGUUCUUUGCCUUAGGUUUUCUUUUGGUCAAUGGGAGAACAUGCAGAGCAUGCAGAGCUAGCAGAAAAAUUGCUACAUCAUCCUGCUCUGCCAUCUCAGUUCUGGUCUGCUGGACCAAAAGCAGGGUUGAAACAUUUGAAUCAGAACGAGUUUUUGAUUCGUAGGGACCCUACAGUUCUGAAUCCCUACGAUACAGUUAAAGAAAGACAAAAGUUACUGGAGCUGGCCACAGAUCAAAAAGUGAAGGUUAUACAAGCUGAUUUCACUAAAAAUUCAGUGUACAAAAACGUUGAAAAAGAUCUGAAGGACUUGUAUAUUGGUAUUCUGGUUAGCAAUGUUGGAAUGAUUCAUAAUCCUCUUCCAUGCUAUUUCCUUAAUGGACCAAACAUAGAAGAGGACCUUGUCAACUGCAAUAUUAUUUCUGUUCCAGGUAAGUAUUUGACAAAAAUUAUUUUGAAACAAGUGCAAAUAAAUCAGAAAGUUCUAAUUCUGAAUCUGUCCUCUGGUUUGAGUACUUUCCCUUGUCCAUUAUAUAUCAUGUACUCAGUUGCUAAGCUAAAGUUUAGAUUGCAGAAAAAAAAAAGAGCUAUUAUUGCGAUUCCUUAUGGUGUUUCUGCUCCAAUGACAAUGUACCAAAACCUGGGUGUUAUUACAAAGACAGCAGAAGAGUUUGUUAGUGAGUCGCUGGAGUAUGUCACCUUUGGAGAUGAGAUUUUUGGAUGUUUCACCCAUCAAAUUUUGAUUGAAUUUGGUCCUAUAUAAAUGUCUUCCAAAGACUCCAGUCACGUCUAUUCUUUCCACAUUUUCAUGGACCUUGGACAUCAAAUGAGAAAGAGACAAUGGGUUGUUAAGGGUAAUAUUGCACCAGUAAAAUAUGAAGAGAGGAAUACACAAGAGAAGUGUAGUGGUAACAGCACAGUAUGGUUCUCUCUGCUUAUGAGCCUUGAGCUGAGCUCAGUUUCAUGUCUGGUUAGUCUUUAUCCUCUCUCCAGCUGCCUGUAUUCAUGACCUUGCUAAGGAAUUUUCCAAGACCUCUACUCCUUCAGAAAAAUUGUCCAGCAAUUUCAAAAGUUAUUAGUUGGGGAGAGGAAGGACAUAAAACCUUAGAAUGUACUAUCACAAAGACAUCAUUUCCUUGGAUACCAUGCUAACAAAAUAGAGUAAAUAUUUAUACACAACAGCUGUUAAUGAUGAGCAUUAAAUGCAAGUAUAAGAAAGGCAAAGGAUUUUCUGAAAGCAGAGGAAUUACACAUUUUCCUCUAAGAGAAGUGUAGUUGCUGAAAGCCUGAAGUAAAAGCUUUUGUGGGCCUUAUGUAGGCUCUAAGAAAUUUAUAUUACCAUUUUAACAUAAUCUUAAAUUAUGCUUAUUUGAUAUUUAUUAAUAAAACAAUAAUUUGCUUUAUUUCCAUCUUGUUCACACUGUAUUUUCAUGCUUUCAGUGAGUGUUUUGUGUCUGUGGUUUCUUUGGAAAAGGAAAUUCGCAAGAAGAUAAAAAGAAAUCUCUCAAAAUGUAAAAUACACCCUGGACUUUGGAAAGUCUGCAAUGAUAAAAAAAUUAUUUCUUUCCAGAGCCUGUGAACAGCUCUGCAAUAUCCAAUAUGAGAUAGAAGAGGCAGCAACAUAGGAAAAGGAUGCACAGUAAUUCUAGACUGCUGAAUGAAUCCAGAGGACAAGUGUUUUGACUGGAUGCCUGUCAAAUCAAACUGGGUGCUAUUAAAAGGUAUUUCAAGGACAAUGCAAUCACCAAGCAUAGUCAUUGUGGGAUUAUGAAAGCAAUGUCCUGCCUAAUUAAUUUGACACCCAUCUAGAAUAGAGUUACUUGCCUAGUGGAUGAAAAGAAGGUGGUGGGUAAGGCUUUUCUUUCUUUUUAGUAAUAUUUAGUAAGAUUUUGGUAAGAUUUUUUGUGCUGUCUCUCAAAGUGUUCUUCUGGACAAGCUGUUGUGAUGGUCAGGUUCACAGUGUGCUGGAUGAAGAACUGGCUGAAUGUCAGAACUUCAGGGGGUUUAGUGUGUGGGGCUGCAUCUGCCCAGUGAGCAAUCACCAGUGGUGUUCCUCAGGAAUUCACUGUGGGACCAGUUCUGGUCAACAAGUUUACCAAUGAUCUGGAUGCAGGACUUGAAGGGCCAUUUGCUGACAACACUGAACUAGGAGAUGCUACUGACUCUCUUCAGAGACAAGAGGCCUUGCAGAGGGAUCUGAAAUAGAUUGGAGCACUGGGUAAUUAUCAGUGGCAUGAAAUUAAGCAAGAACAAAUCCAGAUUCUGCCCCUGGGAUGCAGUAAAGCUGGGCACAAGUAAAAGCUGGGAGAGGAGUGUGUGUAGGGCAGCCCUGCAAAAGGGAUCUGGGGGUGCUGGUCAGAGCAGCUCAGGGUGAGCCAGCAGUGUGUGCCUGGGCAGCCAGGAGGGCAAACCCAUCCCGGGGUGCAUCAGACACAGCAUCACCAGCUGUGAUUGGGAUCAUCCUGCUGCAUUCAGCCCUGCUGCAGCCUCACCCUGGGUCUGUGUGCAGCGCUGGGCCCCACACUCUGAGAAGGGUGGGCAGGUCCUGGAACGGGGCAGAGGAGGACAGCAGAGCUGGUGGAAGGGCUGGAAGGCACAUCCUGUGAGGAGCGGCUGAGGGCUCUGGGUUUGUCUGGUUUGGAGAGAAGGAGGCUCAGGGGUGACCUCACUGCUCUGUACAGCUCCCUGGGGAGCAGACCUGGAGAGGGAGUGCUGGUCUCUUCUCUCUGCUCUGGACAUUAGGAAGCACCUCCCUACUGAGAGAAUGGUGAAACACUGUCACAGGCUUCCUAGAAAGGUGGUUGAUGUCCGGCGGCUGUCAGUACCUCUGGACAGUGCCAUUCACAUUGGGUUUUUACUGCUAUCUGGCCCUGAAGUGG